CUUCCACUUCCAUCAUCCCACCACCCACCACCCACCUCCACCACCACCGCCAGCCGCCGUCUCUGAUCCCCGCACCCUGAUCGCUCUCCGCACACGCCCGAGCGUCCGACAUGAGCUGGAAGGGUUUCACCAAGGGCGCCGUACGGGCGCCGCAACUGGUCAAGCAGCGAUUCAACAUUGGCGAAAUCACCAAGGACCCCAUAUACAUCGACGCCGAGCGCCGUUUCGCCGAUCUCGAGAACGAGACGAAGAAGCUGCACGAUGAGUCGAAGAAGUAUUUUGAUGCCAUCAACGGCAUGCUCGACCACCAGAUCGAGUUCUCAAAGGCGUGCGCCGAGAUUUACAAGCCUAUCUCCGGCCGAGCGAGUGACCCCGACUCGUACGUGAUAGACGGAAACCCGGAGGGCAUUCGGGCUUGCGAAGAAUACGAGCAGAUUGUGCAGGAGCUCAAAGCCAGUCUGGCUCCCGAGCUGGAGAUGAUCGAGACGCGCGUCGUGAAGCCUGCCGAUGAACUCAUGGAGAUCAUCAAAGUCGUGCGCAAAGCAUGUGUCAAGCGCGACCACAAGCAGGUCGACUACGAUCGUCAUCAGGCUACGCUUAAAAGCCUGCAGGAAAAGAAGGACAAGUCUCUCAAGGAUGAAAAAGCUCUCUACAAGGCAGAAAACAAUGUGGAAAUGGCGACGCAGGAGUACGAAUACUUCAACAACCUGAUCAAGGAGGAAUUGCCACAGCUGUUCAGACUGGAGAAGGAGUUCAUUCUGCCGCUCUUUCAGAGCUUUUAUUACAUGCAAUUGAACGUCUUUUAUACUCUGCACGAGAAGAUGCAGAGCAUUGAUAUUGGAUACUUCGAUCUGACCAAGGGCAUCGAAGAGUCUUUUGAAGAGAAGAGGGGCGACAUUCAGCAACAGGUCGAGGCUUUGUCCAUGGUCAAAUUCAAGACCACUGGCGGCCCUAGAAAACCGGCAGCGCUGAAGUAUGGUAAUCGACUCGCAAUCACCAACGGGAAAGCCGAGCCAGAGAAUCGAAGACUGACGAUCGAUGGAAACGCGCCGCCUGCUUACGAUACAAAGCCAUUAUCUACAAGUCUAGUGCAGAGGGCGAGCAGUACCGGGUCUAAUUGGACGUCUGCUGCAAAGGCGAAAGGUGCACCGCCACCUCCCAAGCCUAAGCCAGGGCGGUUGAGUGUAAUGCCCGCAACAGAACAAGUCACAGCACUGUACGACUACGAUGCGCAAGCAGAAGGAGAUUUGUCAUUCAAGACUGGUGAGAUUAUUGAGAUCGUGAGUAGAACGGACAACCAAAACGAGUGGUGGACAGGGAAAAUUGGUGUUCGGCAGGGACAGUUUCCUGGGAAUUACGUACAGCUCAACUCGUAGUGUGGCUUGAAAUGCCAAUAACUAAUUUGAGCCAUGCUGUUGACUUUUGCACUCAAUGACAGUGAUGAUAAUGUAUACAGGUCGAACGCGUGCAGAAUUCUGACGUUUCCCUGCAUUCGCUGAUAACAAGACUGAGCUGCGCAGCAAUUGAAGGAAACGUUGUAGCUACCAAGGAUCGGAGAUUGGUCGUUGCCAAUGACGCUGUCUUUGCUCGACGCGGCUCGGACUACAAGACAGGGCACAAUGCUGAUAUUGCGUUACUAGCUCUCCGUUCUGGAAAGGUGUGCAAUUAGCAGAUUGAAUCUGCUCGUAGUGGUAGAGACGAUGCUAUAUUGUGGAGAGGCUGGCAAUAACCUUUGCCUUGGGCCAUUGUACUACGAAUCGAUUCGAAUGUAGAUCUUCCAAGCAGCCGGCAAGCUGAUCAGACUCGAAAGUAAUACCACCGGUGGCAGAGUCACGUACGUCCACUUCAUGUCGCCCAUACGCAGGCCAAACCCGCAAAUCUUAAACGGACUAUGGCCACUUCGGAAGACCCGACCCUCCUUCUCCAGAAUUGCUACUCACAGCUUUUUGGACGAGCGCCGAGUCCAGGUAUGCCUUUGUCUGCACAAUGGUUCCGCUUUUAUCAAAACGCAGCAGCCAAGCGUAGCGCUGCGGAUACGGCAUACCGUUCAAGCAUACCGAGUCUGCCUUGAGCUCAACCGUAGCCCAUUCUUGGUCCCCGCCACCAAAGACAUUGACAACUUCCAGCGCGAGCGGCUCCUUCAGGACGGCAUUCACAACGCCGAGCGCUCCCUUCUUCCAUGCAUCUAAGCUAGUAAAGACACCCGCAGCCGGGUGCGUCCCCAUUACAUGCCAUUCCACUUGGGGCGAUACCCUGUCAAAGAACGGAGACGGAUCCGAGGUGCCCAGUGAUGAGGCAAAGCCUCUGAUCUCUGCUGCUGUUGGGUAGGGAGCCAUGUUUGCUGACAGAUGCACUCACUAAGACGGGAGUUCUGUGUCGAA
Molecule: messenger RNA, 2381 nt
Organism: Sphaerulina musiva SO2202
Lineage: Eukaryota; Fungi; Ascomycota; Dothideomycetes; Mycosphaerellales; Mycosphaerellaceae
Product: reduced viability upon starvation protein
Exons: 5
Coding region: 111-1376 (421 amino acids)
Biological process (GO): plasma membrane tubulation; actin cortical patch localization; endocytosis
Cellular component (GO): actin cortical patch; medial cortex; Rvs161p-Rvs167p complex
Molecular function (GO): lipid binding; protein binding
Source: RefSeq, a predicted model, not a curated record